Messenger RNA from Impatiens glandulifera, 1246 nucleotides. Its product is annotated as probable protein disulfide-isomerase A6. Gene Ontology annotation, molecular function: protein disulfide isomerase activity. Gene Ontology annotation, biological process: protein folding. The record is from RefSeq and is a predicted model, not a curated record. The transcript has 10 exons. Lineage: Eukaryota; Viridiplantae; Streptophyta; Magnoliopsida; Ericales; Balsaminaceae. Bases 1 to 972 code for a protein of 323 amino acids. Gene Ontology annotation, cellular component: endoplasmic reticulum.
AUGGGCUUUAUUUUUGGUCAAGCCCAAAAACUAUUUGAGCUGACACCAAAAAAUCUCCCCCGUCAGCGCAACUUUGUGGGCUCUAAUAAAUUCGCUCUCUCCCGACAAUCUUCAAACUUGUCCUUAGGAAAGGACUCUGUAAACAUAUCUGCACCAUUCUCACUUGUUUAUGGACAUACAUAUCUUCUUUUGAACUUUAUUGAACCAUGUGUACUACUUGCUAGGUAUGAGGGUGCACGAAAUGCUGAAGCCCUUGUUUCUUAUAUUAACAAGGAGGGAGGCACUAAUGUGAAGUUAGCUGUUAUUCCCUCCAGUGUUGUGAUACUCACAUCUGAUAAUUUUGACGAUAUUGUCCUUAAUGAGAAGAAGAAUGUGUUGGUUGAGUUCUACGCACCCUGGUGCGGUCAUUGCAAGAGCCUUGCUCCUAUCUAUGAAAAGCUUGGCACUGUAUUUAAUUUGGAAGAAGACGUGGUGAUUGCUAAUCUAGAUGCCGAUACUCACAAGGAUCUUGCAGGGAAGUAUGGCGUUAGUGGAUAUCCUACGUUGAAGUUCUUUCCAAAGGGUAACAAAGCCGGGGAAGAUUAUAAUGGUGGACGUGAUUUAGAUGAUUUCGUUACUUUCAUCAAUGAGAAGUGUGGAACCAGCCGUGAUGCAAAAGGACAACUAACCGAUAAAGCUGGUAGAGUUGAGAAGUUGGACGCUCUGGUUAAGGAACUCAUUAAUGCAGGGGAGAAUGAGAACGAGAAGAAGGAAGUUUACAGUAAGAUAGAGGACGAAGUUGAAAAGCUGGACGGUUCUUCUGCAAGGUAUGGAAAAAUUUACUUGAAAGCUGUAAAGAACUAUAUGAAUAAAGGCACAGAUUAUGCCAAGAAUGAGAUCCAAAGACUUGAACGCAUUCUCGAUAAGUCCAUCAGCCCAGCAAAGGCUGACGAAUUCACGCUGAAGAAGAAUAUCUUAUCGGCUUUCGCUUGAAUUUUCGAUAGAAGAUGAGGCCGAUUUAACCUGGCUACCACAUGACGGUAUUGAAUCAACUUUUUUUUUUAAGUGAGAAAUGCUAGAUCACAUAAGUUAGGGUGGGAUUGGACAUUCUCUGUUUUACAACUAGAAAUAAAUGCAGUUAAAUGGAAGAUGUGAAUUAGUCUAUAAAGACAGUUUUUAUGUGAUUUUUUUUCUCCUUAGAAACAAAGGCUGCAAGUCAACUUGUCUUUUAACAGUCUUGAGUGUUUGUUAAAAGAAUUAAUUCUCA